Molecule: messenger RNA, 1803 nt
Organism: Penicillium malachiteum
Lineage: Eukaryota; Fungi; Ascomycota; Eurotiomycetes; Eurotiales; Aspergillaceae
Product: VOC family protein
Exons: 2
Coding region: 1-1803 (600 amino acids)
Source: RefSeq, a predicted model, not a curated record
AUGCCUGUCUCCCAUCUCACCUUGACCGUCUCACACCUCCCAACUUCGACAUCCUUCUUCUUAUCAUGUCUUCAACCACUCGGAUACCAAUUCAUCGGUCGCCAUGAUGAUUACAUAGGCUUCGGGCAGAAGCAGGGGGAACCUGCUGAUUUCUGGGUCACCGAGCGCAAGCCAGGAGGUUCUGCCAGUGCUGUCCACGUUGCCUUCCCCGCUCCAACCAGGGACGCCGUGCACACAUUUUUUAUAUCCGCCCUGAAAGCCGGAGGCACGAUGCAAAGCGAACCCAAGUGCCGGGAUUCCCAACUGGGACUCUUCAGUGCCGCUGUGGUUGACUUCGACGGCAACAGCAUCGAAGCUGUGUAUCGCUCUGGCGGUACGGUCGUUGCAUCCGAAGCCGGGGGUCCAACCAUCGCCCUACUGGAGAACGGUUCAGUAGUCUCCAAGAGCAGCAGAGCAUCUACUGUCAUCAGCAAAGCUACCUCCGUUACCCGGGUUAGCUCUGUUCGAACGGAGAGCAUUGCACCGCCUAGAUCAGAGGCCAAGUCUCGUGCCAUCUCCAGGGCUCCUACAACUGUCGAACGUGCAGCUCCCUCGAUGGUCUCUCGUGCACCCCCUGCACCCGUUGCGGCACCCGCACCUGCACCUACAUACACAGUUGUGCAGAAUAUCCAGGCACCAGACGACGGUAGUAAGAUUGCGAAGACGAUUGUUGGUACACUCAUUGGAGCCGCAGCAGGCGCGGCAAUCGCAUACGCGAUGGUCAAGGGCGACUCACAGUCCUCUUCCGAUGGUGCUACCAACAAUCCACCUCCACAAUAUACUACUCCCCAGUAUGUACCGGAGCACCACCAGCUCAUGGGACCUCCAUCACAGGUGUCUCGGCAAUCGGAAGGACAGCAUCAAGAGUACCAGGGCUACCAACAGUACCGAGCUCUGGAAGCCCCUCCACCACGCAGCGUAUACACCUCGGCCUCAGGACCUCGAUCCGUGAUGAGCCGAAGCGUAUCCUCCAAGAACCCACGCGCGAGCACAAUCUACGAGGGAACCGAGUACGUCGACGAGCACGGACGCCGCGCUUCGGACGGAAUGAGUAUCCUCGAAGAUGUACCCCUACGCGCAAUCGAAUACCCACCAUCGAUGAACGGCUGGCGUGAUCACUGCAAUCCCAGUACGUUUAUCAGUAGCUACGCAGCGGACAAACCACGCUCUGGAAGCGUGAUUUCCUCAUCGACGAUCAAAGCCUCGCAGGCAGGCAACAAUACAAGACGAUACAGCCACGACGACAGAGAUACAUAUUCCACCCACAGCCAGUCCAACUCGAACGCAAUCUACCGCCCCGCACCCUCUCAGGCUUCGCACGUUAGCAGCAAAUCCACCAAGGAAAAAGACGAUUCCCGAAGUAUCGCGUCAUCUACCCGAUCCGCAAGGAAUAUCCCACUUCCCGCAGGGACAUCCGCAAGUUACUACUCGGCAGCACCAAGUGCACAUGGGAAAUCCUAUCUCUCCGCACGAGAGGUCCCAUUACCUGAAAGUGUGAUUGAUCUCGAUGUUCGAUCCAACGUCACACCCGAUGACUCGAUCAGUCAGAUUGGGAGUCGAUCUGGAAGAUCUACUCACUCGCAUGCUUCGAAGCACUCAAAGACAUCCAGACAUACCUCCAGGUCUAAAUACGAUGAGCCGGUUAAACCGGCUGAUAGUGUUAGUCAGGUUUCUCGGGCUUCGCAACAUACAGUGAAAGCGGGAUCGGGAAGUAAGGCACCAUCUAAGGUUGGGAGUCGACGUGGGAGUGAGGUGGUUGUUUGA